This is a messenger RNA of Odontomachus brunneus, 1729 nucleotides long. RefSeq names its product zinc finger HIT domain-containing protein 2. The transcript is spliced from 5 exons. Lineage: Eukaryota; Metazoa; Arthropoda; Insecta; Hymenoptera; Formicidae. The record is from RefSeq and is a predicted model, not a curated record. The coding region runs from base 433 to 1554 and encodes 373 amino acids.
AAGUACUAUUCACAAGAGAUUUGUUCGCGUUGCUUGGACUUUUGACACUUUUGCACUUAAUGCCUGUUGCACACCAAACGUGAUGAAUGAAAUCCAAUGAGAGUUCUUUUUUCGAAGAGAGGUUCAGUCGGGCGUUAGGUGUAAAAGUGUAGAAAUUGCAGGCAACGCAACAAACCUAAGCAGUUCAUUCGAUUCAAAAGUGGUAAUUUUAACCUCGAAAAAUAAACACACUCAGGCAAGCCUUCGGUUGUUAAUAAUAACCGAAUUGCAACGCAAUUAAAAAUAAUUCAUACUACUAUAAAGAGCAUAAACUUAAGACGUAAUAGUUUAAACAUAGAGAUUAAAAUUUUCUUGUCACAACAGGUGACAACAGUCACAAACAGGUUUGUGUAUUUUUUGUCACAACAGGAUAUCAUUAAGACAUUUAAAGUGAUGGAAUGUCCAAGCACAAGUUCAACUAUUAAUAUUUGUGAAUUAUGUAACAAACAUGUGCGUUUGUAUACUUGUCCACGUUGUGGCAUAGGCUACUGUGGAAUCCAAUGUUACAAAUCAAAUGCUCAUACAGAUUGCUCUGAGAGUUUUUACAAACAGUGUGUCGAGGAUGAGCUAAAAUCUCAAGAAAAUGAUCCUGCUGUUAGGCAGAAGAUGGAAGAGAUCCUUAAGAGAGUAUAUGAGGAGGAUUUGGAAGAUGAUAUUUUAGGGGAGAAUAUUGAUGAAGAUUCUCCUUUAGAUUCGGACGAUGAGCAGGAACUUCCUGAUUUAGAAGUCAGAUUACAGAAUGUUAAUCUUGAUGAUCCUAAUGAGCUGUGGUCAGCUUUAUCUAAUACUGAGAGGCAAGAGUUUGAAGCACUUAUGAAGAAUGGAGAAGCAGAAAAAUUAUUGCCCAAGUGGACCCCAUGGUGGACUCAAUGUGUGAAAAAGAAAUUAAUUCAAUCCAUUGACGAAGAUACUACAAAUGCUUAUAGUGACUUGAAGUAUCCUGUUCUAAUAGAUGUAUCAUUAUUUAAUGAACUUCAGAAAGCAUCUCCCUGUGUAUAUUUUAAUAUGAUAAAUGUGAUAUAUGCCUAUGCAUAUGUAGCUCUUUAUUACAAUGGAGAUUAUCUUGAUUGUGCUGACGAUGCUGCCAAUAUCUUUUUAACUAUAUGUAUGAACAUGAAGGAGAAUAAGGUGUUUAACGAUGCAGAAUCAGCAAUUCAAUCAAUUAUAGAAAAUGUUACAAGCAUUGACUGGUUACCACGAGAUAAUCAAACAUUAACAGCGUUAAGAGAAGCUGGAGCUUCCAUCUUGCAAGGGCCAGCUCCUGAAGUGAAAACUGUUUACACAUCUGCAGCUCUUUCAGAAUUGCAUAGAUUAUUAACAGCAGCCAAGAAAGAAAUUUCAACCCCUAAAGAUACAACCAACAAUCAAGAAUUUACAAGAAAAUUUGUGCAAAAAUUCAAUCUUGACGUAACUUUGUCAAAGAAAACUAUACUUCUAUGUUUAAAAAAAUUAGAGUACUAUUUAUCAUGGGUGAAAAGCCAUGAGGCAGAACUACAAAGUAUUGUUUGUUAUUAAAAACUAAAAGUAGGAAAAUAUGUCUAGAUAUCAUUCAUAGGUUUUAUAAUCUGUAAAUAUUUUUUCUUACUAUUAAGUAUAUUCUCCAUUAACCCUUACUGUGUAACGUCUUUUCUGGCAUCUUAAACGUGUAUCUCGUGUCCGAUGCUUAAAAAAGUACAUUAAAGUGUUCUAA